AAUCAAAAGUUCCUCGUGGAAAAAGAACCUUCCAGUUCAUUCAGUAGCUGAGCAAGUUCAAGAAAACGAGGCAGAAAUGUCCACCCCGACCCCGGUGUCCAAACCCGGCAAUGCGGAGAACCCGAGGGUUUUCUUCGAUGUAGAAAUCGGCGGUGAAAAAGUGGGCCGUAUCGUCUUCGAGCUCUUCACUGACGUCGUCCCUAAAACGGCAGAGAAUUUCCGCGCUCUGUGCACCGGUGAGAAGGGAAUCGGCAAAAGCACUGGGAAACCUCUGCACUUCAAGGGAUGUCCUUUUCACCGCAUCAUCAAGAAGUUCAUGGUGCAGGGAGGAGAUUUCUCGAAUCAGAACGGCACGGGAGGAGAGAGCAUCUACGGGGACAAAUUCGAGGAUGAAAACUUCCACUAUCAGCAUGACAGAGAGGGCCUGCUGAGCAUGGCCAAUGCCGGGCCCAACACUAACGGCUCGCAGUUCUUCAUCACCACCGUGCCCACCCCUCACCUGGACGGCAAGCACGUGGUGUUUGGGCAGGUGCUGAAGGGCAUGGGCGUGGUCAAGAUGCUGGAGGCCAUCGACACCAAGGAUGAUCAUCCGGUCAAGCCAUGUGUAAUUGCUGAUUGUGGAGAGCAUAAAGCAGGUGAUGACUGGGGCAUGGCUCCUAACGACGGCUCUGGAGACGUGCACCCAGAAUUCCCUGAGGACUCAGACCUCGACUUUAAUGAUGCUGAUAAAGUCUUGUCUGUGGCGGAGGACAUCAAAGAUAUCGGGAAUAACUUUUUUAAAACCCAGAACUGGCAGGCUGCUUUGAAGAAGUACUCCAAAGCUCUUAGGUAUUUAGAGUCCUGUGGCAACACUCUGGAUGAUGACAGCACGCAGAAGAAGCUGGAGCCCACGGCUCUGAGCUGCAUCCUCAACACAGCAGCCUGUAAACUCAAACUGCAGCAGUGGCAGGAGGCCGUCGAGAGCUGCGAUGAGGCUCUGGAGCUGAAUCAGACACACGCUAAGGCUUUGUUCAGGAGAGCACAGGCCUGGCAAGGCCUCAAGGAGUUCAACAAGGCCAUGAUCGAUCUGAAGAAAGCACAGGAGAUUGCACCAGACGACAAAGCUAUUGCAAACGAGUUGCUGAGGGUCAAGCAGAAAGUGAAGGAGGAGAAGGAGAGAGAAAAGAAGAUUUACUCCAAAAUGUUUGCGUAAGGGAUACAGCAGUGACGUGACUGUGUGGAUCUACAUGAGCUCACGUCUCUUUGCUCAACAGUAGAGUAGUUGUACAAGUAAAUACAGAAAAAUUAGAGUCAUGGAUCUAAACCCUGAUAAAGAUAUGCAGUUUACAGAAGGAAGUAUUAAGAGAAUUGGAUCCAUUAUAGAUAGCAUACAAUACUUGAAUGUGUGACUGUUGUAAACAUGAACGUGUAGGUCUGAUGUUUGGUUGCAUAUAGAUUACUGUUUAAAAUGUUUAUUUAAUCAGACAGCAGGCUGACCUUUAAGACUGACUCAGCUCUUUGACUAUAUUUAUUUGUCUUAAGCUUGCUGUUUAAUCAUUGGAUUGAUUUAAGACUUAAAGGAAAUGUUUCUCUGUAAGAUCUUAGUUCACUGUGAAAAAGUAAACUCAUUCUCACAAUAAAUGUGAUGAUGUUUUAAGAAGGGAGAAUAAAACAGAUGCUUAAGGUUUGGUAAAAUUAA
Pangasianodon hypophthalmus (striped catfish) is the source of this 1678-nucleotide messenger RNA. RefSeq names its product peptidylprolyl isomerase D (gene ppid). Gene Ontology annotation, biological process: protein peptidyl-prolyl isomerization; protein folding. NCBI's taxonomy places the organism in Eukaryota, Metazoa, Chordata, Actinopteri, Siluriformes, Pangasiidae. Gene Ontology annotation, molecular function: protein binding; peptidyl-prolyl cis-trans isomerase activity. The transcript is spliced from 10 exons. The coding region runs from base 77 to 1192 and encodes 371 amino acids. The record is from RefSeq and is a predicted model, not a curated record.